GGAACACGGGUGGAGUUCAGCGCCCAGGUGCUGCCUUUUAUCUAUCGUGCCAUUGGUUCAAAGCAUCUUCCUGCCAGUAACAUCAGCUUUGUUCAUCUUGAUUCCCAUCCAGACCUUCUUAUUCCUGUGAAUAUGCCUGCAGACACUGUAUUUGACAAAGAAGCUCUUUUUAGUGAAUUAAGUAUUGAGAACUGGAUUAUGCCUGCUGUUUAUGCUGGCCAUAUUUCUCAAGUAGUAUGGCUUCACCCACCCUGGGCUCAGCAGAUCUCAGAAGGAAAACACCAUUUUUUAAUUGGGAAAGACAUAUCAACAACAACAAUCAGGGUUACAGGUACAGAUCAUUACUUUCUAAGUGAUGGUCUUUAUGUCCCUGCUGAUCAGCUAGAAAACCAGAAGCCUUUAAAUUUACACGUCAUUCUCAUCAAUCCUACUGAAGUAUCAAACAGCCAGGAAGACAAUGGUGAAGUAGCAUCUGCUAAGAGACUGAAGCUAAAUACAGACAACACAGCAAGCACAGCUUCUACCUCUUCGUCAGUGGUUCCUGGCGACCUUGAUCACAGCACCCCAAGUCUGAAGAAAAAAGAAGUGCAAAAUGCAAGUGCCCCAAACAAGGCAGAAACAUUGUCAGAGUGCUCAGCUUCAAGCUCUGUCCGAAACAGUGAAUGCCCGAUAAGGGAAGUUGUUAAGGAUGUCUGCCAAGUACUGCAGAAAGGGAAUGCAUAUGUUUUAGACAUUGACUUAGAUUUUUUUUCAGUUAAAAAUCCAUUCAAAGAAAUGUACACACAGACAGAAUAUGAACUUUUGCAAGAGUUGUACAAUUUCAAGAAGCCUCAUAGAAAUGCAACAGAGGAGGGCUUGCUGGAUUGUGUUGAAAACCGUGUUCAUCAGCUAGAAGAUCUGGAAGCAGCAUUUGCAGAUUUGUGUGACAAUGAUGAUGAAGAGACCCUACAGAAGUGGGCUUCAUAUCCUGGAAUGAAACCGCUUGUUCAACUAGUUCACAGUUUGAAAAUCAGGAUGGAAAGCCCAGACUACGAAAUGGUCCAUCAGGCUGGUCUGACCUGUGAUUAUAUGGAGCUUCCUCACCAUGUUAGCACUGAAGAGGAGAUCGAAGGCCUCAUACAAUCCAUUAAAGUUCUGCUAAAAGAUAUGCCUAAGCCCACACUUGUGACAGUUGCUCG
Messenger RNA from Pelecanus crispus (Dalmatian pelican), 1178 nucleotides. The record is from RefSeq and is a predicted model, not a curated record. Lineage: Eukaryota; Metazoa; Chordata; Aves; Pelecaniformes; Pelecanidae.